Messenger RNA from Mesoplodon densirostris (Blainville's beaked whale), 1181 nucleotides. RefSeq names its product BLOC-1 related complex subunit 7 (gene BORCS7). The transcript is spliced from 5 exons. Bases 26 to 343 code for a protein of 105 amino acids. The record is from RefSeq and is a predicted model, not a curated record. Lineage: Eukaryota; Metazoa; Chordata; Mammalia; Artiodactyla; Ziphiidae. Gene Ontology annotation, cellular component: BORC complex.
GGGGAGGAGUUCACUGGUUGAAGUGAUGGCGACUGGAACCCCAGAUUCGCAAGCGCGAUUCGGUCAGUCUGUGAAGGGGCUUCUCACGGAGAAGGUGAACACCUGUGGUACUGACGUGAUCGCGCUCACCAAGCAGGUGCUGAAGGGCUCCCGGAGCUCCGAGCUGCUAGGUCAGGCCGCUCGAAACAUGGUACUACAGGAAGAUGCCAUCUUACACUCAGAAGAUAGUUUAAGAAAAAUGGCAAUAAUAACGACACAUCUUCAAUACCAGCAAGAAGCUAUUCAGAAGAAUGUUGAGCAGUCAUCAAAUCUACAGGACCAGUUAAAUCAUCUGUUGAAGUAGAACGUGUUAUGAGAGGGCAAAGGCACUUUGCCUGACACAGAGGAGGAAAUAUCUUACAUAACUACUGUGCUAUGGGUUUGAUUUUCCAUUUUCUUCUCCAAAAGUUAAGUUAGAAUAAGAUCUGUGAUGAUGAACACUUUCUCCUGAAAGGAAGUUAAGUGAUUGAAUUUUGAAAGCACUUCUUGAAUCAAACCAACCCAUGCUCUUAUUGAAUUUUUAAGUUGCUCUGUUAAUUUGAUAUUAAAGCAAAAUUAAAAGAUGUCUUAGUUUUUCUCAUAGAACUUUAAUAUGUCAAAAGCCAUAUUGUCUAAAUGUGUUUCUUAAGCAAAUACUGAGUAGUGUUUUAAAUUCAGACUUAAGAGCUUCUAUUGUGAAUGUAUAAGAAUGAUUAAUAUUGUUUUUAAAGACUUUUUUCUUUUAAUCAUACAUUCAGGAAAUAUUUUAAUUUCAUGGUCACAGAAUGGUGAUUAGGUAAUACCUGUUGUUUUCUUUUCUUUUCUAGUAACUAAGAGGAGAUAGUUAUUUUAUUUGUUGUAGCAAAUUCCUACGUGAAAAUUAGGCAAAUGGUAUCAUAUCUGGCCAGCUGCAACCUCCUGCCUUGACCUUCAUUCCUAGAGUUUCUUUGUUGUUGUGACUCUUGAUUAAGUGGCCUUGGGUUCAUUUUGUAAUUUUGCUAGUCAUCAGCAAAUUCACUUGUAUGACAUUAUUGUCAAGUGAGAAUGCAGUUGAGUUACUGUGAUUCCGGUAUAGGGUUGUGCCAUGUAGAAAACCUUAUGUUUAUAGACAUUUACCUACGUUCAUUGAAUUUAUCUCAUUAAAUGUCAUUACCGUUGUCUGU